Amoebophrya sp. A120 is the source of this 3730-nucleotide messenger RNA. NCBI's taxonomy places the organism in Eukaryota, Dinophyceae, Syndiniales, Amoebophryaceae. The record is from the annotation of a GenBank genome assembly.
AGCACGGACUGGGUCGUACGUCAAUUUGUAGCUGCGUAUGAAAUUAUACAGCUUCUUGUUGCAUCAAAUCCACAAAGCAGAUGAAAAUGAAGUCCUUCGAGCUGGAACUUCCCAAAGUUCCCAGCAGCUUAUGGCGGGCGCAGAAACUUUUUUUUCAACUACUUUUUUUUUUUUACCCAUAUGAUUUACCCAUGGUAACUAAUAGGCAUGAUUUAUUAUAUACAUUUCCCAUGCAUGGAUAGAUAACAUACAAAAUUUCGCUUAGCUAGCUAGUCUGAAGGCAGGAAUCGGUCGACACCGGCGGGGCCCGGCUUCACGGAUUCGGACCGAAUCCGUGCGACCGUUCACUGCUGGCGCCUUCCUGUCCCUGCCUUCAGACUAGCUAGUUAAAUACUUAUCAGCAGCGACGCUCAUAUAUCAACUCUUUUGGCAGCGCACAGCUUCCUCACAUACAACCCGUCGCGUUUUCAUAUGGGUAAAAAAAAAAAAGUAGUUGAAAAAAAAGUUUCUGCGUCCGCCAUACAGCUCCUCUGGCGUUUCUUCGUCCGCAACGACAAUAGCGACGACAUCUGCCUCCACAUCAACCGACAUGAACGCGGCUGCUAAUAAAGUCAUGCACCAAAUGAAUUACACCGCGACCACCCCGUCGAAGUUCAGCACAACCAAUCCGACGCCAAAAACGAACUUAUCCCUCACUAACGUGAACGACUCCAUUGUGCGGGCGCCGUCGCCGAGCAUGUUCAGCAACCUCUUCCAACAACUCUCUCCGAACGGCAAGGGGAUGAAGAACAACAAUGGCGAUGACGAUUCCUGCGCGCGGGGGCAGACAUCGCAGCAGAAGGCGUACGAGCGAUUUUGCAUCCAGGGGACACUGUUUAUCAACUUUACCCUCGCGAUCGUAAAGUUGAUCGCGUUCUUGACGUCGUUUUCCAUGGCGGUUUUGGCGAGUUUGGUGGACUCUUGCGUCGAUUUGUUUGCGCAGAGUGUGUAUGCAUUGCAAAAGCAUCGUACUAGUAUAAAUCGCAAUACAAAUUUUCUCAGAAGGAGAAAUGGAGUUUGUAAUGCUGAUUUGGCUAAGAAACAAGUACAAGGUUUGUCAUGCAUGAUUGCAAUUAGUACGAGUACGAUACUUUUGCAGAGCAUAGUGUGUUGCUGUACGCGAAUCGGGCGAAGGCGGCGAAGUCGGCACUGUAUCUAUCAAAAGGAAAAAUCCCCCCUCCCCAUAUCGAAAAUUAAAUUUGUGAUGCUGUAUUUGGGUACACAAAUCGACUUGUAAUGCUAGAAGGCCAAGAGACGCAGCUGUGGCCUCGGUUGCAGGCAAUUUGUCAUGCUGUUUCCCACUUCCAGUUGCCCCCUGUCAUGCGGAAGAUGCAAGGCUUUCCCACGCCAACCAGCACUACAGUCCGCAUCUUUUCCCUUCUAGCAUGACAAAGCUGAUUUGUGGCCACAAAUCUGCAUCGCAAAUUUCUAGUUUGAGUAUGGGGUGGGGGGAUUUUUCACUUUCAUAGUAUCCGGCCGGGAGGGCGAGGAUUGAGCCGGUGGGGGUUGUGGUAAGAAAGUGCAGUAGGUUUUUGGAUUUUUUCUUCCCCCUUGAUACAUACUGUACCCUCGCAUGCGCUUUUAUCUCAUCACAAAAGAGUAUAGACGAAUCUGCAGUUCAGCACCACGAAUUUUAUCUUCUAUUGCGACAACCUAACCUCCCCUGUCCUGCUCGUCAGGUUGCGUCCGCGGUCAUGGGCAUGGCGUCGCUCGAGGUGAUCCGGGAAUCGAUCCAGCAACUCGUGAAACAAGAGCCCUCGGUCGACAUGUCCAUCUCCGCGAAUGUCAUCGUUGCCGCCAUCAUUUUCAUCAAGAUUGUCAUUUGGCGCCUGUCCAAAACCAUCGCCAUCCGCACGGGCUCCUCCUCCGUGGAAGCCAUUUCGCAGGACAACUUCAACGACAUUUUGUCCAACGCCAGUGCCAUGCUGUUCGCCAAUUUAGGGAGCCAUUUCCUCGACGAAAGUAAAAAGCCAGAUAAUGGUGGCGCUGCACCAUCAACCGGUGUGGAGCAUAGCAACCCUGACAGACCGGGGAAUUCCUGGUGGAUGAUUGAUCCAGCGGGCGCGAUCUUGAUCUCCAUGUACAUCAUUUACUCCUGGGUGUCCCUCGGAAUCGAGCAGGUGCAGAUCCUGUAUCAAAAGGAAAAAUCCCCCCACCCCAUACCGAGAGGAAGAUUUGUGUAGCAUGAUUUGUGACCACAAAUCAUGUUGUCAUGCUAGAAGGGAAGAGAUGCUUGCGGAUUGUAGUGCUGGCUGGCGUUGGUGUUGGAAAGCCUUGCGCCUUUUGCAUGACAGAAAGCAACUGGAAACGGAAAACAGCAUGACAAAUUGCCUGCAAACGAGGGAGCAGUUGCGUCUCUUGGCCUUCUAGCAGUACAAUUCGAUUUGUGUACUCAAAUACAGCAACACAAGUUUCGUUUUGGAUAUGGGGAGGGGGGAUUUUUCCUCACAAUAUCCUGGUGGGGAAAGUCGCGGACCGGGAAUUUCUGGACGAAGUCAGACGGAUUUUGGAGGAGGAUAUCCAGUCGGACAAGCUGUUGAACAGCAAAAAUGUGACGAUCGACAAGCUCACCGCGUACCACUUUUAUGGCUUGCUCAGAUGUUACAAUCUCAAACGUUACGGUCGAAUCUGGAAUUUGUCUUGCAUGAACAGCAUGAGUUGUACCAUACAGAGACUUGGGCUCUUCGCAAUACAAAUUUCGUCAGAAUCUCAUGGGGUUCUUUGGGGCUCCGAAACUUGUCAUGCGCGCUCCUUUGGGAGUAGGCCAGAUGUUGCGGAUUUUGCAACACAAAUUCCAGAUUCUAUUGUAACGUUUGAGAUUUUUGUAACACCUGAGCGGGUUAUAACUUUGGCCCGAAAUUUCUCGUCGAGGUCGAGCUUGUCAUGCCUGUAUCCUGAGUAAAAACGUCCCCACACCAGAGUCAGGAUGGGGAUUUUGCAACACAAACCUAGGAGUUUUGGAAGUCACGCAUGACAAGUUGCACUCCGCAGUGUAGUGCAGGUUAGCAAGUGCAGCCGCAUCACAGAUUCAUCUGCUCAUCCUGUUCACAGCAUCACAAAUUCCACUACACGACUGGAAAUGGCUUUCAUGGGGAUGCGCAUUACAAGUCUUCCUGUCUUUGCAAAUCUGCAUUACAACUCUGGUGUGGGGACGUUUUUACUCAGGAUAGCCGGAAGACACGCUGCUGCGCGAGUCCCACGACUGCGGCAUCCGGUUGCAGCACCACGUCGAAUCGUUGUCGCAGGUGGAAAGGUGUUUCGUCCACAUUGACUACGCUGUCCGGGAGGUGGACGACCACGAUCCCGGGGCGCCGUUGGCGUUGAAAACAUAUUGCUCCGGUAGUGCUUCCGGCACGGGGGAGGCGGGGACAGAUGGGUUGGGAGUAGACCCGGAGCAGUUGGAGGCGUUAUUGGUUGAUGAUUCGGGGAGAGAUGAUCAUCAUGAAGUGAACGAUGUUGUGCGGGGAGGUAUAAUUUCUUCUUCUUCAUCCGGGGAAGGUGGCACUGUCAACAUGAUGAUUCUAGGCCGGUCAAGUACGAGCUAGGGAAGGACUUGAUUUGGAACUUGGUCACUUCAUGAUGAUGGAAUAAAUUUUUGAGACGGAGAACCUAUCUACUAAACCGCCGUUUCGACAUUCGAAAUUAAAGACUGUGCUCUGCGGAAAAGAAAAGUUUAGAUCGAAACAGUAAU